This is a messenger RNA of Hylaeus volcanicus, 1843 nucleotides long. RefSeq lists its product as uncharacterized. Gene Ontology annotation, biological process: mitotic spindle organization. Gene Ontology annotation, cellular component: dynactin complex. Lineage: Eukaryota; Metazoa; Arthropoda; Insecta; Hymenoptera; Colletidae. The record is from RefSeq and is a predicted model, not a curated record. The transcript has 4 exons. Gene Ontology annotation, molecular function: dynein complex binding. Bases 1 to 1404 code for a protein of 467 amino acids.
AUGCGAACAAAAAGGGAAAAAGUGAAGCUGUUUGAAACAACCCCCAAUAUCAUACCUCCGUAUACUCUUACUGUAUCAAAAACCCAAAAUAAUGAGAUAAAAGUAUUGUUACCAAAAAAGUCAAACAUAAAAGUUUCAAAGAAGAUUAGUUUAAAAGAACCUCAUGUCGACCUUGUGUCCAAAUUUUCUUUACAGCAAAAGCAGGCCGACACUGCGUCCAAAUCUUCUUUAUUGCGAAGUCACGCCGACAGUGCGUUCAAAAGUUUGUUACCGAAAAGUAAAACCGAGACUGCUUCCAAGUUAGUAACCUCUCAUAAAAUAAAAGCAGAAGGGGCGAUAAGAUACGAUAUAUCAAAGAACAAGACAUUUCAAAAACUUCGACUCAAUUCGAAAACUGGAAAAAAAAACAACAUGAAUAUAAUGACGAAUAAAUCUAAUUUGAAAAGUGGUGUGAAAGAAAAAGUUUCUUCACAAUAUAAAAAGAAAUCAGUUUUUUUUUUUCACAACGUAAUAAACGACCCAAAACCAGAGUGGUUAACGGCAACCUUACAAAGAAUGCAGCAUAAUGAAGAACCAUAUAAUAGUUUAAUUUUAGGCAAUAAUCCUUAUACAUACUACCACCUGAUUGAUUACCUUAGUUCUGAGUUGCAGUGUAAACAAAGUUAUUUUCCGUUUACCCACUGUUAUAAAGAACAAAAACCAAACCGUUCUUUACUGGAAGGGCGCUUUCAUCGAUACCUUGGUUCUAGUGAUCUUAAAUUACAAAAAGAAAAAAUUAUUUGUACGAGCUCAUUAUCUUCUUCGUUCAUGAAUGAACAACCUCAAUUAUCCUAUGCAUUUGAUACAACGUCUCCGUAUGAUUUGUUAGAUACAACAUUAAAAAUAUUGACACCGUCAUAUGAUGAUACCCAAAAAAAAAAGUGUCAAAAGGUAUCCACGCAUGCAACGACGCUUAUCUUUGAUAAAGUUCAAUUGAUUGGUAAAUUUCCAAUAACUCUAGGAGAAAACACAAAACUUAAUCCCUACGUUUGUCUUCAUGCUCUUCGUGGUCCCAUUCAAAUAGGUGACUCAAAUGUUCUGGAAGAAUUCGUUACCCUGCGUAACAAUUGUUCAGAACCAUUAGUCAUUGGUCAUAAUAAUAUAAUUCGAUGUCACGCAUAUAUUUCGAAUGGAACACAAAUAGGAAAUUUUAAUGAAAUUGGAUACGCAACUCUUCUCCAAGAUAAAACGGUUAUAGAAAAUCAUUGUAUAGUUGCCCAAGGCUCCCACCUCACUUGCGAAACUAUAAGUUCAGAUUCUGUUGUGUUCGGACGAGAUACAUUGAUCAAACGUACUAGUUUAAAUGACUUGAACGGUAUUAAAUUAGCGAAAUCACCCUUAUUGGCGACCUUUGUUUCUAAUUAAUUUUCUUUUUUUUUAUUUCAAAUUUACUCUAACAUUGUUGAUAUCCUAGCAAUACUUAAUUUUUUGAAUCCCCGGUGCUGCAAACUCUUUUAAUUUUUUUUUAAAAUAAGUUAUGCACCGGCAAAUUUUUUUUUUAAAGCUUUUACAUAACUUUUAGUUUUCUUGAAAAGUACAACUAUUGUGACUUUGUUGAACUUAUGACAUUUUUCACAAAUGUCUAUCUACGCCCUGGAUUCCUUAAUACACUAUUGAACGACCGUAUUUCCUACUGCCAUAGCGAUAUUUGAAUGACCAUCUCUCUUUUUUCAUUCAAGACCGCUUAGUACACUCAACAAGCCACCCUUUGUUGCUUCGCACACAUUAUAAGGCAUUCACGUCAUUUUUCCCAUCUUUUUUUAUUAUAUUUUUCAAUUUUUUUCCUACUAUCCAGAUUUCCGAA